UGUUGCAUACAUCAGAGAAAACCAACCAGCAACCACAAAAUACUACACACAUCGAUGACGAGGAGCCAUUAAAGAAGAGAGAUAACCUCAACAAACAAACACAAACAAACAAAACCAACUACAGACAACCAAUCAUGACAGUCGCAGAACCUCAGCCUGGCCACCAUCCAUGGAACUUCCAGGCCUCAGCAUUCAACAUCAUCCAUGGAGAGAUUGUGGCGGUGACGAGUGCGAUGAGGAGGAACUCGAGAUGGGCCGGGAGCAGCAUCUCGCCGUUUGUUCCGUUGGCCAACCUCCAGGCUGAUCGAGCAGCCGGAUCUAGUGCUGUGAUCGGACUACGAAAUCUCAAAACCGGUGUCGAUGAAUCAUCAAAUAACAUCAAUAAUAAUAAUAGUAGUGGUAGUAGUAGUAAUAAUACUAACCAUAACUCACUGGCUAGCUCCAAUUAUUCUCACGUUCGAGGUGGAUUGAUGGCCGGAUUUGCUACUCUAAUUAUGGAACUGAGGGAAUGCCAAGAUAUUUCACAGUUGGACGCCUUAACUCUACUGAGUCCAUUCCUAGCGGUGGUCAGGUCGAACGAGACAAAUGGGCCGAUCACUGCCCUGGCCUUAUCAUCGAUCGACAAGUUCUUGACCUACUCCUUCAUCAAUCCCAACUCAUCAUCCCUUCCGAUCGCCAUGUCUCAGGUCAGUGCUGCCGGAACUCACUGUCGCUUCGAGGCCAGCGAUAGCAUCAGCGACGAGAUCGUCUUGCUCAAAAUCUUGGACGUCCUCGAACAUGCGCUCACCGGCCCGGUAGGAUAUACUUUGACCGAUGGGGCGGUUUGUCAGAUGAUGGAAACUGGUCUGAGCAUGUGUUGUCAGAUGAGACUCAGUGAGAUGCUCCGUCGGUCUGCCGAGCGGACGAUGCAAGUCAUGGUUUCUGCGAUCUUCGGAAGGCUCAAGAAUCUCAAUCCAUCCGUCGAUGACUUUGUCCCAGAUGACGAUACAGACGAGGAGAAUGGGCUCAAGGAACGGCUAAGGAUGUUAGCACCAGAUCCACGAAGUGGCUCGAUCCCAGCCGCCUCAUCCCUCGCCAACAAAGAGCGUGAACGCAGUCAAAGUCUCUCACAAAAGGCAUCGUCCAGCCUCCCAGAAGAAUCUUCAAAAGCCGAAGAGCCACCAAUUGACGAUGAGAAAGAAGCCCUACUUCAGCCUCCUAAGGAACCCACGCCAGAGCCAACGAUUAAUGGGGCAACAAGCGAGGGGGAAGAUCUAAAUGAAGAUAUGGCAGAAGAUUUGGAACCACAUGGGUUACCUUCGAUUAAAGAGCUCAUGCGUGUACUCAUCUCCCUCCUAGAUCCCUACGACCCACAGCAUACCGAUACAAUGCGCUUGACAGCACUGAACAUUUUGAUUACCGUCUUCGAAGUUGCUGGACAAGACGUGGGUCGAUUUCGCAGUUUAAGAGCCAUGGUUUCCGACGACUUGUGUAAAAACCUCUUCCAGCUCGUCCGAUCUGAGAACAUCAGCAUCCUCUCCACUUCUCUACGCUGUAUGACCAACCUACUCGAUACCAUGCGACCCUACCUCAAGAUCCAUCUAGAACUACUCUUAUCAUAUCUCAUGGACAGGCUUCGUCCGCAUCCCACUCUGACGAUCCAUAAACUGACCAAUGGCCAUACCGGUACGACCGCCGAAUUUGAAGAACAACUUGACAAGAUCACCUGGAAGCACUUGGACGGGAUCGAUGGAAUCCCUCAACCAACUGCGACUGCGUCCUCCACACCUAACUCUUCCCGCAACCAUACGAUUGCUGCCCGUCAAGCCAUGGUGGCUACCGGUGAAGCAAGACAGCUAAUGCUUGAAUAUCUCGCACAUUUCUCUAGAGUGCCAGAUUUUAUGGCCAAUCUCUGGGCGAAUUUCGACUGCAAUGUCGACUGUGAAGACAUCUUCGAGCGACUGAUUCGAUUCCUAGCUAGAGGGAUUUAUCCGCUCAAUCCAGCAUACUCACAAUCUCAAGAGGGUUCCCAAGUACUAUGUCUGGAUACAUUACUGGCCUUCGUAGGGCACAUGAUCAACCGAUUGGAGUCUUCGGUCCAGCCAUCAGUCGACGUGCCCGCUCCGGUACUCUUAGCCAGAGACAAGGAGGGGAAACGCGCCUUACUCGAAGGGGCAGCCAAGUUCAACCAGAAGCCGAAGGAAGGACUCAAGUUUUUGGAAGCCAAGGGGAUCAUCUACGAUGACCCUACCCUCCCGCGCCCUCAAAGUCUCGCCUUCUUCUUCAAAACUUGCCCUCGAUUAGAUAAGAAACUGCUUGGAGAGUAUAUCUCUAGACCAGAAAAUCUGGAGGUUUUGAAAGCCUUUAUGACUCUCUUUGAUUUCCGUGGCAAAUUAAUUUCCGAUUGCCUUCGAGAACUUCUAGAAACCUUCCGGCUACCUGGAGAGUCGCAGCAGAUCGCACGAAUCACGGAAGUGUUUGCAGCUGUCUACGUGGCUGCUGGUGCUCAUGAUGUGAAGACCGAAGACGCGGCGUAUGUGUUGUCUUACUCUGUCAUCAUGCUCAAUACCGAUCAACACAACCCUCAGAACCGCAAAAAGAUGACCUUAGAAGACUACAAACGAAACCUUCGGGGUGUCAAUGAUGGCGAGGAUUUCAGCGCAGAAUAUCUGAAAGCUAUCUUUGACUCGAUCAGGAAAAGAGAAAUCGUCAUGCCCGAAGAACAUUCUGGCCAGCUUGGCUUUGAGUACGCUUGGAAGGAGCUCCAACGACGAUCCAAAAAAGCAGGAACGUUUAUCACGUGUAACACGAAUAUUUUCGAUAAAGCGAUGUUCGAAGUCUCAUGGAAGCCGAUUGUUUCUUCCUUAUCCUACGCCUUCACCCAUUUCAACGAUGAUUUCAUGCUGCAAAGGAUCGUCGCUGGCUUCCAGCAAUGCGCAACGCUAGCCAGUCGAUUCAGCUUGCCAGAUGUGUUCGACGAGACGAUUGCAGCCUUAGCUCGGAUCACCGAUCUGAUUCACCAGCCAUCGCCUGAAGUGAAUUUCCCGACUAUCCCCGCGGAUGGUCAAACUCUGACCAUCAGUCCGCUCUCGAUCCGAUUUGGAAAGAACUUCAAGGCCCAAUUGGCUGCUGUCGUCCUUUUCACAGUAGCUAGCACCGAUGGAAAUGCUAUCAGAAGAGGAUGGCUAUACAUCUUUGAGAUCAUGCAAAGUUUAUUCGCCCAUUCUAUCCUCCCCAAUGAGCUUUUACUCUUACCUGACUUUGCUAAUGUCGGCACGAUUCCCAUCCGGCCCCCCAAGUCACCCGCUCAACCCCCAGAACGACGAGCGGAUGCUGGAUUACUCUCCACUCUAUCUUCUUAUCUCUUGUCGCCUUACGUCGGGCCCUCCGAUGGGAUCGGAAGGGAGAUUACAAACGAUGACGUUGAGUCGACGCUUUGUGCUAUCGACUGCUUGGCGUCUUGUCAUUUCGCCGAAGUAUAUAAUGGUAUCUUUACGAUGGAUGUCGAGUUACGAUACAAUUUGCUGAGGAUUCUGGCAGAGCUGGCUGACGGUCAAGUAGCCAAAGCCACUCGAGCGCGAGGCGCCAAUCUAGAUCAUCUCUCUCCCCCAUCAUCACCGCAAUGGGCCCGAUCACAGGCAUACUACGAUCCGAGCGCGCUAUUCCUACUCGAGUUGAUCGUGUCAGUAGCCACUCACGAGCCGGAGGCGUUGAGCAAAUUAUGGCUUCCAGCCUUCGAGUGUAUCUCGAAGAUCCUCGCCAACUCGGUGAUGUUGAGCCAGCUGCUCGUCGAGCGUGCCAUUGCUGGCUUGCUCCGCCUACAAUCGAUUGCCGUCGAACAGGAGGCCCUUCGCGAUCAGUUCUUCUUGGCCUUGGAUGUCUUCCGAUCCCUGCAACAGACCAUCCUAAAUUCCGUUGCUCAGCCUAUGAUCCAUGGCGUUUGUCAGAUUGCGUGUGGGAACCCGCAAGUUUUCAGAACGUCAACGCAGUGGAAUAUGCUGUUUUCGAUUUUCACGGCUACGGCUGGGAUCGAGGAAGCUGCAAAGGAGUCGUUCCAAGUGCUCAAUAAAUUAGCUGUUGGCGAAUUGCCCCCUGGAAUCGUCGCCGAAAACUUCGCCCCAUUCAUCUCGGCUUUGAAUUCCUUUGCCAGCGUUUGUGGGCAAGACGGCUCGGCGAGGUUUCCGACUCAGAACGUGUCUAACAGGACGGAUGGACAGGUGGUUCAGAGGGCAUUAGAAGCAGUGGGAAUGAUUCAAAAUGCGCAAGAGAUGAUACCAGGGAUGUUAGCCAAAGCGCAAUCGGACCGAUCACGACCGUGGGCAUCAUUUUGGAUGCCCGUCUUACUAGCCUAUGGCCAACAGAGCAUCAACGGCAACCGGGAGGUGCGGCAGCAAGCGCUAGCCAACUUACAACGCUCAUUGAUGGCCCCGGAGAUCCUGUCGAACGGGAACGUCGACCUGACGAUCAUUUUCGAACGCGUCCUCUUCCCCGUGCUCGAGGAACUCUUGAAGCCCCAGGUCUUCCGCAGAGAUCCCGACGGGAUGGGCGAAACUCGCCUCAGAGCUUCCGGCCUCCUCUGCAAAAUCUUCCUCCAUUACUUGGUCCAACUUAGUCAGCAGGGCAUGCCGAGAAUGACCGAGCUGUGGUUGCAAAUCCUCGGCUUCUUGGAUCGGUUUAUGCAUAGUGGUAGGAGAGACCAAAUGUAUGAGGCCGUACCUGAGAACUUGAAGAACGUCUUACUGGUCAUGCAUGCCUCUGGGUUCUUGAUCCCUCCCCAUGAGAAUCCGUCAGCCGAAGAGAGCCAUCUAUGGAAUGCAACCUUUGAGCGAAUCGACCCGGUCCUGAACACGUUGAAGACCGACCUGUUUCCUCCGCCUGCUACGACGACCACGACGACGACGGUGUCUCCGCCGUCGACUAUCGAUAACAAUCACCCUGGUCCCACGUCUGUCCAAUCCGACACUCAUGCUAACUCCUCUCCCCUCGAUCCGGACUCCCUGCCCGAAAACACUCUCUCCGGCCCAACCGACUCUCGCCCUCCUGGCUCUGAAAACCUCGACAACUAAUCAACCCUGAUCCCUCGAAAUCUACCCCUCGCUGUAUGCUACGGCUGAAAACGUUCUGGAUUCGCUUUCGAUGAUGGCCCUUCUCGUGUUCAAUCUGAUACACCAUCUUUUCCUGCUUUCUCAUCAACUUACAUCAUGUCUAUUUAUGAGCCAUUUGUAUUCUUCUUUAUCCCUCUUUCUUCAAUCUAUCCUCCUAUAUUUGCUGGUCUGCUUUUGUUCUUCUGAUCUUCUACUCUUGCUUUUUUUGGCUUUGAUGUUUUUUUUUUUGGUUUGGUUGGUUUGAUGUACAUUGAUAGAUAGAGAGAGUGAGAAGAAAAAUAAAAUACAAACAAACGUGAUUCAAAUUAAUGAGAUCAAAA
Molecule: messenger RNA, 5404 nt
Organism: Puccinia graminis f. sp. tritici CRL 75-36-700-3
Lineage: Eukaryota; Fungi; Basidiomycota; Pucciniomycetes; Pucciniales; Pucciniaceae
Exons: 14
Coding region: 135-5045 (1636 amino acids)
Biological process (GO): regulation of ARF protein signal transduction
Molecular function (GO): guanyl-nucleotide exchange factor activity
Source: RefSeq, a predicted model, not a curated record